This is a messenger RNA of Trichophyton rubrum CBS 118892, 2704 nucleotides long. RefSeq lists its product as uncharacterized. Lineage: Eukaryota; Fungi; Ascomycota; Eurotiomycetes; Onygenales; Arthrodermataceae. The coding region runs from base 1197 to 2369 and encodes 390 amino acids. Gene Ontology annotation, biological process: protein phosphorylation; positive regulation of Ras protein signal transduction. Gene Ontology annotation, molecular function: protein serine/threonine kinase activity. The transcript has 2 exons. The record is from RefSeq and is a predicted model, not a curated record.
CCGCACGCUGACCCCUCCAUAUAACCAGCCACUGAGCGCACGAGAGGGGCAGCUGGGGCAGCAAGUAGUAGCACCACCAAGACGACGGCGAGCAGUCGAAGCAGAAAGAGGCGCCUUCAGGUCACAGCAGUGUCAAUUCGCCGGACAGCAGCAGGACCAGGCAUCGAGCUCGCUGACGAACGAUGGAGCGAAGAGGAGCGCUGCGGCCGAGUCGGGUGUUGGCGACGAUGGAGGUUGGGGAAGUCGAUGCCGGCGGUCGAGUAACGUGAAAGUCACCAAGUUUCCCGGAUAUCCCAGAUCAAACCAUGAGCCAGCUGCGAGUCCAGCCAGGGCUAUUGCAAUCAAUCAGGCAGUGCAAGUGAGUUUGCAGGCGAACCACGGGUCGCGCACAUGGACGUAACUUUGCGCUGCGUCUCCUUUGUUGCCCUGCGGGUUGCUAAAACUGUUGGAUUCUGGCCAAACCCUGAAACCAGUGCUACCUACGUCAUACCCCCGGGAUACCUGGGGAAGCAGGCUGGCAGGGCAGAAACCAAUGGUUAUGCUGCUGGUUGUUGGUGUUGGUGUUGGUGUUGGUGCUUUUGAUGCUGGCGUUGACGUUGCGGCCGGUGAACACGGGUGGACGGCGUUGUUUGACCAUGUUUGAUACCCCUUUUCUACGAUCACGUUUGGUUGGCUACGUAGUUACCAAUUGAGCCUGCCGAUAGAAUAGUUACAGCGACUUCUGGCUAUUUCUCCAGAGAGUUACUCUGAUUUGAUAUUGCUUUUGAUUCUUACAUCGGGAGUCUGUUUGGGGCGAGGACAGCCUGAGUUGAGAACGUAGACUCAUGGAAUUAGUUCCACGGCCACUUCUUACCAAGAAUAUCAUCCUUCGAGCGGUCCCUCGCACUUCUUUUCUACCAUUCUGUUCUCUUUUGCCUUCACAUCUCGACUGCAUUCAGGGACUUAUGGCCGAUUUACGAAGGAUUUAUGCAUUUUUUGAAUAAAAAUGCCAAGGAUUAUCUUUAACAUUACAUAAGCAUGACUCAUUUAUUAGUAAUAACUUUAAAUCAUUACAUAAUAUGUCAUGUGAUAUAAAACCUUAAUCUUGUAGAGAUAAAAAAAGAACGUCAAAGCAAAGACGAAAAGAAGAAGAUAAUAAAUGCAGAGCAAGUCGAGGUCGCGGAGAAACUGAGGAUAGAAAUAGCCAAGAGACGGUGAUGUCACUUAAUCUUACGGCAGCGCAUUCAUCUCGCAUAAAGAAACCGACUUCAGCAUCUCGACAGAAGACCCCCUUUGCCUCAUUUCGCCGCGCCAAGGCAGCUUCUACGCCGACUGCGCUUCAUAGCAAGGGCAAGCAGCUCGAAGCCAACCAUCACCAGACGGAGGACAGUAGUAGAAGUGCCUUGAGACAUAAUACCAGUAGCAAUACUACCGGUGGAGAUGUUCUCUUCGAUGAAGCAUUGCCAGACUUGGGCCCUUCUAGGGCCAUUACGGAGUCCGUCGCCGUCAGCAGUGUGACUCAGGCCAUCCAGCAUAUCCAGAGCACCAUGUUCAGUGCCAUCCCGGAAAGGAGAUCGGGCAUGAAUAGUACGCGGAUAGCACAGGUUAUGGCAUUCAGAAGGUCACUGCCUCCGAUCGUAUCUGUGGCACAUGUACACGUUCUGCUUGACGAGCCUACAAAGGUCGAGCGAGAGAUUGUACAGCUGAUUGACUCAGCUGUCGUUCGCAGACUGCUUGUAACCGGGCGUGGAGACGGGACAUACGGACUCGGAGACUGUCUUGUUCUGUUGGAUGACUGGGAGAAGCUGGUUAGAAAUAGCACUGCGCUGGACGAUGUGCUGAAAGACCGCUUCAUUGAGGCUCUACGGAAGGAAACCAAGUCCCCUGCUGUCCCUGUUGGUUUCUUCUCUCCUGAAGAAACUGCUGCACUGGUUCGUUCAGGCUUCCUAGUGACGGCCUCGUCUCACUCUAAGAGCGGUUACAUAAAUGUAGGCCACUCGACGACUUCACCGUCCGCAAAUCAUGCUGUCCACUCAUCAAGUGAAAGAGGAUCAACGAUGAUCCUCUCCUUACCCAACAUGGGGCCUUACCUCCGGCUUCUCGGAUCUGCACGUACCCAGAUCCUAGACACCCUGCGGAAAUCUCGAUACAGCGAAGCACCUCUCUACCUCAUUCGUGACCGGUGGGACGGUUCUAUUGAGCUAAACUCCAGGGCUAGCGUCGCAAAGCACAUUCGCGGGGAGUUUGCGGGUGUCUUACCUGGACGAACAAACAAGUGGAAACAGCUCCAUGGCUUGAACUUCCAGUGGGCGCUCGAAGAAGCCCUGGGGGCAGGACUGAUCGAGAUCUUUAACACAGGGAGCGUUGGGCUGGGAGUGCGGAGCGUAUGACAAUCGCUCGUCUCCUAUAUAUCAUCCUUCUCUCUCCCGCACAAGUGCUGGACAAUAUUCUCGUACAGCUUCAAUCUCAACAGUGAUACCCCAAUUUAUAUAGAAUAACGAAUACGCAACGCCUGUACGAUUAACCUGUGGCCACGAUAGCGCCUUCUUGAAUAUAUAUAAGCCUUCCACAAUACGUCAUUCUAGGGAGGUUCUUUCUUUUCUUCCAUUGUUGUUUACCUGAUGUUUUGCGUUCCGGUGGCUCUUGCUGCCUCGUUUUGCCAUUGUUUCCCAGCCAGCAAAGAAUUAGUAGAAAAACAUCCAGUCUCAAUGUUUUUCUUCCUUUU